AUGUAUACCUAUGCCUUCCAGCAGUUUGUGUGGAUGAUAAAAAGCGCCGUGCAGCUUCUGGUUGCCUUGAGCACCGGCGUCACCUGGGUCUUGCAAAUGAUUCGUCUAUUUGUGUAUGGAUCUGUUAUGCUUUUGUUUUAUCUCCCUCACUGGUGGUGGUACCUUUCCUCGGCGAAUAUUAUACACCGUGUGGCCUACCGCAGCUCGUUGGCAACGAAAUGCCGCAACUUUGGCCGUGUGCUGGAGGCCGAGGGCGUGAGUCUCGAGGAGCUCCUGCGAAAGUCAACCUCCCAGCGGUUGCACUCGCGCUCGCAGCCGAAGAUACGCCUCCCUCAGCCGAGGCUCCCUGCACCCGGCCACGAUGCCGACCCCGCGAGCAUCGGAGAAAUCAGCCAAACUGCGAGCGUCGCGACAGGUGAGACGUCAGGUGGGGUGAAAUCCCCCCCGGCGAGUUAUCGACGGAACAACAAGGCCGUUUUACUCGCCCUCAAGCGGCUGUUGCACUCCUCGCGGUAUAAUGUGAACCCGGCGGACGGAUCGGCCCUGCGAAGCCUCCCACUCCCCUCGCGCCCUCACGGCGGUGGCGUGAACGGCGAUCGAUCCCCUUUAAGGGGCUUCCUGAAGCGCCCUCCACGCCCGCUGAGGCGACGCUCCGACCGUCCUCUUUCUCGCCGGGAAGAGGAGCCGUUAUCCCCCGCGCAAGGCGAUGGCGACGAUCACGAAUCGCGCGGCGUGAAGACCAAAGGAUCGCGCACUCCUCGAAGGGAGCUUCCGACGCGCCGCCCCCUCGCGGCGGAUGAGGAGGACCUCAAAAAUCUACACAACCGCGCGACACUCGAUAUCGUGCUGCCGAUCCCGCUCGACGCGCUGAUGCGGUCGAUGGAGAUCACCCGUCCGGGCGGGACGGGCGGGAUCCGGUGGAAGAAAUUCCCCAUCGCGAUUUUAAUCACCGGCGGGGCGUGGAUUAUUGGCAGCCAGAUGUGGGGCACGAUGCUCGCGCGGGUGCUCGCCGCGCGUGGUUACAUCGUCUUCUGCCCCGACUACCGCAACUUCCCGCAGACGACGAUGGAGGGGAUGACGCUGGACGUCUCGGACGCGAUCGCGUGGGUCCUGAACAACGCCGCGCGCUACAACGGCGACCUCGACAACGUCACGAUGAUCGGGCACUCCGCGGGGGCGCACCUCGCGAUGAUGUCGCUCAUCUCCCAGGCCCACCUCUGCGCGUACGCGGCGACGGGGAAUCGGGAGGGGCUGCCGCCGCCCUCCGGCGUCACCUACAACGUCCCUCGCUACAACCCCCGCCAGUCCAUCCACCGCUUUAUCGGCCUCAGCGGGCUGUAUAACAUCGAGGCGAUGGGGCCGCAGUUGCAUCGGAAUGGGCUGAAUCACCACGUCCUGCACAGCAUCGUCGGCGGCCCAGAGCGCCUCCCACGGUACUCCAUCCACGCCUACUUCGACAGCCGACGCACCGGGGAGACCGGGGAGGUGCUGCCGAGCACCUUCUUCGCCUUUCUCCCGCGUCGGAUGGCGUUUUUGCACGGCGAUGCCGACAAGAGCGCCCCGCUUCGAGAGAGCGCGACGCUCGUGCACGUUCUUCGCGACGCCCAGCGGCGAUUUUCGGCGGAGCUGCAGCGCUGGCGGGCGGCCGCGUGGCGCCACGCCCAACGCUCCCGUCGACUCCUCCACCCGGGCGCCCUUUCCAGCGAUUCCGACGUGGUACCCCCCAAGGAGGAAAAGGAAAAGGGGGUGGGGGAGGAGGGUGUGAGCGCUGGGGGCUCCUCCCGUGAGCACCCCGACGACGACGAUGAACCCCCCCUUCUGCAGCCCCUGCCACCGCCGGUGGACCUCCGCUUUGUUGUCAUCCCGGACGCCCACCACGUCGAUCCGAUCCUUGACGAGUGUAUCUUAGCGCAGCGCAGUUGUUGCGCGAAUUUCCUCUGCGAUUACGAGGACGCCCCGGUGGAGGUCGAGGAGGCGGACGAGCCGGGAGCGAACCACCAACUGAUCGGCGCCGAGCCGGACGCCAUCUUACCGCUUGUCGUGCCGGUAGAGGAACGUCCGUUUUUGAUGCGUCUGUGCUCGAUCAUAUGCCCAUUCUAG
Messenger RNA from Phytomonas sp. EM1, 2100 nucleotides. The record is from the annotation of a GenBank genome assembly. Lineage: Eukaryota; Euglenozoa; Kinetoplastea; Trypanosomatida; Trypanosomatidae.